AUGGCUGUAAAAGUAGAUACAGGAAAAGUGGAAUUGGGAGCCGUCUCUGCUUACGCGACCCAGGCGGGCUGUAGUGAAGAAGAGAAGGCAAGCUUUUGGGAGGAUCUGGAGCAGUACGUCCAAUCCCUGGAAAGCGAAGAAAUACUUUUAAUCGGAGGAGACUACAACGGACAUGUCGGUUCUCUGAAAGACGGGUUCGAGAGUUGUCAUGGUGGAUACGGCUAUGGAGCUCGUAACGACGACGGGUUGCGAAUCCUGGAGUAUGCUGUUGCAAGUGACUUGAUCAUUGCUAACACGCAGUAUUGGAAAAGAAAAUCGCAUUUAAUCACGUACAUCAGCGGCGGUCGUGAAACACAAAUAGAUUUCUGGAUGUUACGCCGACAAGAUCGCCGACUUCUGCAGGAUUGCUGCCCAAGACCAUCUGCUCGUUACGGACAUGAAAAUCUCCCGUCAAAGGAAGAAACAUCCAAGGAACACAGCGCAUCAAAUGGUGGAAUCUGA
Messenger RNA from Necator americanus (New World hookworm), 501 nucleotides. RefSeq lists its product as uncharacterized. The record is from RefSeq and is a predicted model, not a curated record. Lineage: Eukaryota; Metazoa; Nematoda; Chromadorea; Rhabditida; Ancylostomatidae. Gene Ontology annotation, cellular component: nucleus. Bases 1 to 501 code for a protein of 166 amino acids. Gene Ontology annotation, biological process: chromatin remodeling. The transcript has a single exon.